AUGAGUGCGGAACCAGCCGUUGAUACCGCGGUCGGAUCCGUCGCAGCAUCUCCGCCGUCCGAUGACCCCAGUCCGCCAGUAACAUGGCCCGCCGACGGUCAGAUCUCCGUCGCGUGGGUGCGCGAGUUCGCAGCGCGUCUGGACCACGCGUCGCGCCACGUGUCUCCAGAGGAUCUUCCCACCGUCCUCCCUGUUGCCACUGUAGACGGCAUUCUCAAUGCCGCGUAUAAAAUCCUGCACAAGGAGCCAAACGUCGUGCGCGUGUGGCCGCAAUCGGCGGCGCCGACCGCGGCGGCGACGAAAUCUCGACCUAGCCCGUCCGCUGUAGGCGGAACGGAGGGAGGGGAGAAGCCAGGGACGGGUGUUUGCGCGGAGGGGAGCGAUGGUGGGGGGAAAGCCGAGGCGAGGGGAGGGGACGCAGCGGGAAAAGAAGGCGAGGAGAGGUCGCGGCGCGAUGGGAAGGCUCCCUGCGAGAAAGCAGUUCCAGGCGGGAUUGUCGCCGCCUCCGCCGCCGCCGCCGUCGGAACAGGAGAAGGAUUAGGAGGAGGAGAAGACGGAGGAGGGGGAGAGAAAGAAGAGGCAGCAGGAGAAGCGGGAGCAGGAGCGGAAGGAGGAUCAGGGGAAGGAGGAGCGGGGGGAGUGCAAGUGGUGGUGGUGGGCGACGUGCACGGGCAGCUGCACGACGUGCUGCGACUGCUGCGACUGACGGGCGAGCCGUGCGACUCGCGCUUCUUCGUGUUCAACGGCGAUUACGUGGACCGCGGCGCGUGGGGCCUGGAGACGUACCUGCUGCUGCUGAGCUGGAAGGUGCUGUUCCCCCAGCGUGUGGUCCUGCUGCGCGGCAACCACGAGACGCUGUUCUGCGCCAUGCACUACGGCUUCCAGAACGAGAUCCGCCACAAGUACCCCGCGCCCUCCGCGCAGCACCUCUUCCGCCGCUUCCUCGCCUGCUUCGAGUCGCACCCCCUCGCCGCCGUGGUUAACGGCGCCGUGUUUGUGUGCCAUGGGGGGUUGUUUCGCAACCCGGAGGAAGCGGGUGGGAAGGCGGGGAGAGGGGGUGCGGGUGGGGGUGGUGGCGGCGGUGGCGGCGGGCGGGAGAAGGGGAAAGGGAAGGGGAAGGGGGGGAAGGGGAAGGGGAAGGGGAAAGGUCGGGUGGGGGAAGGGGGGAGUGAGAAGGGCGGGACGAGGAGGAGGGGGAAGCGGGAGGUACCAGAGGUGGAGCUAGGAACAAUCGCAGACCUGGAAGGGACGAGGAGAGGCAUUCUGGAUCCCCAUGGCACGGGGUCGCAUGCUAUAGUGGCGGAUGUGCUGUGGUCCGACCCUGCUCUGAAGGAUGAGCUGCGGCAUAAUGCUACCAGGAAUAUUGGGCUUGUGUUUGGCCCGGGGCACACGCAGAUGUUCCUGGAAACGCAUGGACUCAAGCUCAUAGUGCGGUCGCACGAGGGGCCGGACGCGAGGGAGAAGCGGGCGGAGAUGAAGGCAAUGAGCACGGGUCUCACAGUGGACCACGAGGUGCCAGCCGGCCGCCUGCUCACGCUCUUCAGCGCACCCGACUACCCGCAGUUCCAGGCGCGCAAGCAGAGGUACAGCAACAGAGCAGCGUACCUGGUGUUUGAGGGCCCGGACUUUGUGCACCCCGACGUGCACCACUUCGAUGCCGUGCUGCCACGCCCUAAGGCAACGGCCUUUUAUGAUUACAUGAACUGCUUGGAUUCAGAUGAUGAGAUUGAUUUGGGGAGCAGUGAUGGUGGCAGCAGUGACGGGGGGAGUAGUGACGGGGGGAGCAACCAGGGGUCGGGAAGCGAAGGGGGUGAGGAUGAAGGGGGAGGGAGCAGCCGUAGGGCAGGCACAAGCAAACGGGCGUGGGAGGACAUCUACGGGUUGAAGCCCUCCAACCACCUUCCCCCCGCCAACAUCUCCCUUCCGCCCAACGUGCCCCCCGCGCCACACCUCGAGGACUGCGCGGCGCGCACGGCGUUCCGCCAGGCGGCGGAGCAGCGCGGGGCGGACGGGGAGCCCCCCGCGUGGACGCGCCCCAGCAACUGCUGCGGCUGCAACCCGCAACCCCCGUGGGUGCGCGGAUCAGACGCGGGCAACCUGCCUCUAACCCGCGUGGCGCAGAGGGACCUGUGGGCGCACCAGUUCCCCGCCUCCUGCGCCGGCAAGCGCCUGCUGCUCCUCGACUGGCCCAAACCCCCCCCUCCCGACUCCGCUGCUGACGCUUCCGCUGGUGCCGCUGGUGCCGCUGGUGCUGCUGGUGCGGGUAGUGGUGCUGUUACCACGGGGUCAGACCUGCCGUUGCUGCUGCAGUGGGCGGCAGCGGCGCUAGGGCUGGCUGUGCGGUUUGACCGUGUCCUGGUGGUCAGAGGCGCGUUCCCCCCUGCCAAACACGGCCACUGCAACGACCUCUCUGCAUCAGGCGCGUUGCGCUGCUACUUCCUGCCCUUCGUUUCCCAGGACUGCGAGCACGCGGCUCUAGACGCCGCAGCGGCCAGCAGCAGCACCAUGCCCGCAUGCCUGGACGGGCUCAGCGCAGGCGCGGAGGGAGCGGCGGAGAGAGAGGCAGUGCUGAAAGGGCAGGAGCCCGUGGUGUGCGUGAAAGGGGGCUCACUGCAGGACCUGAGGGGGUCGGGCGUGCUGGGGAGGCAGGCUAUUGCUGCUGCCGCCGCCGCUGCUGCUGACCGGUGGGGCAAGGCGUAUCAGCAGCAGGCGAGUGUACUGGAGGUGGAGGGUGUGGUGAGGAAUGAUGACGCCACACUCAAGGCCCAAGCCCUGCGCUUCCUCCUACGCUGGCCCUCCGCCCUCCUCUGCCACGCCACCAACCGCAUGCGCCACUCCGCGUACGGCCUCCGCGUCGCCACACACAUGCUCCUAUCCCGCAACCAGCAGACCGCCAUCAUCCGCAACGUGGCCAACCCCGACGGCACGCCCGAGAACAUCAACAAGAUCAACGGCUCAGAAGAGGCCGUGGCACUGGCACGCCUCAAUUUCACCUCUCAGUGGACGCUGCAUACUAGGGGGUGGCUUGGGGAGGGGUUUGCCGGGUGCGCUGAUGCUAGCGGUGCGGGGUUGACUGGGAGAGCGGAGGAGGAUGAUGCGUUUGUUAAGUCGGAGAAAGGCAGGGGGAGGGUGGUUGUGGACCGGGAUUACGAGGGGGUGGGGGGGGAGGUGUAUGUGAUGCGGCCAAUCGUGAGUGUACAGCUGGCGCUGAGUGGUGAUAGAGGGGAAGAGGGAGGGGGAGGAGGAGGAGCAGGAGGAGGGGGUGCGUCAAAGGGGCUGGUGGGGGAGGAGAGGUGGGGGUUGAUGCUGAGUGCGGUGAUGGGGUUUGUGCAUCGCUUGCGGUUGGCCGUUCCAGAUAUGAGAUACAUUUGGCUCAGCACCCUUGCUCAGUCGGUGAUCGAGGAGUCUCACCACCACCCCGACUGGACCUUCAUCCACUCCCAAAACCCGCGCUUGCAACGAGGCCAAGCCUUUCCCGAGUAUGAGAAGGCUGUGGGGUUACCAGAGGUUACCAGCAGUCGCCUCGCUACACUUCUGAUUGCAUCGGAGAGUGAUUAUUUCGUAGGGGCUAGGGGGUCUGCUUGGCAUGGCGUGCUCAAUGGGCUGCGAGCUACGAAUGGGAGGGGUUUUGCCGGCCAUGUUACAUUGGACCUUGAAGAAUGA
Molecule: messenger RNA, 3663 nt
Organism: Closterium sp. Naga37s-1
Lineage: Eukaryota; Viridiplantae; Streptophyta; Zygnematophyceae; Desmidiales; Closteriaceae
Source: the annotation of a GenBank genome assembly